Molecule: messenger RNA, 300 nt
Organism: Brettanomyces bruxellensis
Lineage: Eukaryota; Fungi; Ascomycota; Pichiomycetes; Pichiales; Pichiaceae
Exons: 1
Coding region: 1-300 (99 amino acids)
Source: RefSeq, a predicted model, not a curated record
AUGAUUAUUAUUUCGAUUGAAUAUUUCGGACCCGCAAAAAGGUUUACUAAUGGGCGAUCGAAUGAUGAUUUAAAGUUUGUCACUUCUUCGCAGAUAAUAUCUUUGCAACAAGUUCUAUGCAAACUUGGUGAGCUUUACGGGGACGCAUUUUUCCAAUUUAUAAUCGAGACAUGUGGUAUAGCUCUAAAUGAAGAAUACUUAAAUGUGAAUAGAGAGAUAGAACUUUGUGAUGUGGGUAAAGAUAUUCCGCUACACAACAACGAUGGCAUUGUUAUUGUUCCACCCGUUUCCAGCGGAUAA